Desarmillaria tabescens is the source of this 630-nucleotide messenger RNA. RefSeq lists its product as uncharacterized. The record is from RefSeq and is a predicted model, not a curated record. The annotation marks the transcript as partial. The transcript has 2 exons. NCBI's taxonomy places the organism in Eukaryota, Fungi, Basidiomycota, Agaricomycetes, Agaricales, Physalacriaceae.
GGCUCGAACUUGAAUGACUAUACGGCACGUUACAGUAAAGAUCGCAUCGGCGAGGAACUGUCACCUCAGGGACGCUUCUGGCGGACAUAUCUUGAUGAAGCCUCUAUCUCAGAUGGGGGUAUGCUGGAUGAAUACCAUAAGACAAUUGAUGUCCUACUGGUUUUUGCUGCUUUGUUUUCUGCAGUGGUGACAGCCUUUGUCAUUCAGGCAUCUCAGAUGAUGCAGCCAGACUAUUCCGCGAUCUCCGCCUGUCAGCUUGUCGAGCUGGUCAGCUUGCAGCGGGAGGCCAUGAAUAUUACAACAGCACCAGUCGUUUCUUUCCCUCCAUGCGGUACAGCCUUAUCCUCGGCACCAUUCCGUGUGAACCAAUGGGUCAACAGCAUAUGGGUCGUUAGUCUCACGCUGGCCAUGAUAACGGCAUUUGUCUCCGUCGUGGUCAAGCAAUGGCUACACCAAUACGCUUCUGCUAUCCCCGAUAGCUCACCCCGCGACUGCGCGCGCAUUCGGCAAUCCCGCUAUACAGGACUGAAGGCCUGGAAAGUUCCGAUGAUUAUUGGACUUUUACCCGUUCUCUUGCACGUUGCCCUCGGCCUGUUCCUUGCAGGAUUAGUCCUGUUCUUGUUUUCAUUG